Messenger RNA from Mangifera indica (mango), 994 nucleotides. Its product is annotated as glutathione S-transferase F9-like. Gene Ontology annotation, cellular component: cytoplasm. The coding region runs from base 217 to 849 and encodes 210 amino acids. Gene Ontology annotation, molecular function: glutathione transferase activity; glutathione binding. The transcript has 4 exons. NCBI's taxonomy places the organism in Eukaryota, Viridiplantae, Streptophyta, Magnoliopsida, Sapindales, Anacardiaceae. The record is from RefSeq and is a predicted model, not a curated record.
GGGUUUUCCUGAGUUGAAUUCUUGCUAUAAAUUCAUCAUAUUUUCAACACCAGAUGCCCUAGCCGUCAGAGAACUCUCUUCUAUCACUCCUUCACAAAUACUUUCAUUCAUGCCACACCAACACUGAAGGAAGUAGAUGCUUUGCAAACCGCUUUAAAAAAAGAGUUCCAUUAACACCAAGAAGGCAGAGGUUUUAAAGAAAUUAGUUAUAUAGCAAUGGUGGUAAAGGUGUACGGACCUGCCUACGCUUCACCAAAGCGGGUGAUGGUAUGCCUGGCUGAGAAGGGAAUUGAAUUUGAGACUGUCCCUGUUGAUCUUAUCAAGGGAGAGAAUAGGAAUCCUGAGUUCCUCAAGUUACAGCCUUUUGGAUCACUUCCCGUUAUUCAAGAUGGAGAUUACACUUUAUAUGAAUCCAGAGCUAUCAUACGGUAUUAUGCAGAAAAAUACAAGUCUCAGGGAACUGAUCUUCUGGGGAAAUCCAUAGAAGAACGAGGUGUCGUGGAACAAUGGCUAGAGGUUGAGGCGCACAACUUUCAUCCUCCAAUAUACGACAUGACAAUACAAAUUUUAUUUGCUUCCAAACUCGGAAUUCCCUCAGAUGAGAAGUUGAUUAAGGAGAGUGAAGAAAAGCUUGGAAAAGUUCUGGACGUAUAUGAGAAGAGACUCUCUGAAAGCAAGUACUUAGGUGGAGAUUUCUUCAGCCUGGCUGAUCUGAGUCAUCUUCCCUUCACACAGUACUUGGUUGGGCCAAUGGGAAAGGAGUAUAUGAUAAGAGACAGGAAGAAUGUGAGUCGCUGGUGGGAUGAAAUUAGCAACAGACCAUCCUGGAAGAAGAUCAUGCAGUUCUAAAUAUGGCUUGUUUUGUUUUCUUCAAUUUAGUUUGUUUGUGACCUUGUACUGAAUACUGUCUGCUUUGUGCUUGUUUUCACUUUGUGUGUUUGUUUCCGGAGUGGACCGAGUUGUUCGCUUAAUAAAGGCUAUGAGUUUUCAUGUA